UAAUACUACCACCACACCCAUUACCCUCCACUUUCAUACCUUGGAUUUUUUCUGUCUUUUUUGCAGUCUUCUUAAACCCAUUUAAAUAAAAAUUGGAACUUUACUGAAGAAAAAAUAAAUUAGGGAAGUGGGUUCUUAAAGCGGUGCAGUUGGAAAUACUUUUUAUGCAAUCUCCAUAAUUUGGUUUUGGGAUUAUAUUAUAGUAUAUUUUGUUAUCGAUGGAGUUUUGGGUUAAUUUGGCUCUCUGUUACUUUUAUCUCACUCAUUAAUUUGUAAUAUUGGAAGAUUCGACAGCAUGUCUUGGUGCACGAUUGAGUCUGACCCAGGGGUAUUUACAGAACUUAUCCAGCAGAUGCAAGUGAAAGGCGUGCAAGUUGAGGAGUUAUAUUCAUUGGACAUUGAUUCUCUGAACAACCUAAAGCCAGUAUAUGGUUUGAUAUUCCUAUUCAAAUGGCGUCCAGGUGAAAAGGAUGAACGCCCUGUAAUUAAGGAUCCCAAUCCUAACUUGUUCUUUGCUAGCCAGGUUAUUAAUAAUGCUUGUGCAACUCAAGCAAUCUUGUCCAUCUUGAUGAACUGUCCAGAUAUUGACAUUGGACCUGAACUAACCAAACUGAAAGAUUUUUCGAAGAAUUUUCCGCCCGAACUCAAAGGUUUGGCAAUUAAUAACAGUGAAUCUAUACGAACUGCCCAUAAUAGUUUUGCAAGACCUGAGCCUUUUGUUCCUGAGGAGCAGAAGGCUGCUGGCAAAGAUGAUGAUGUAUACCAUUUCAUAAGCUAUCUGCCUGUUGAUGGUGUUCUAUACGAGCUUGAUGGUUUAAAGGAGGGACCGAUUAGUCUUGGACAGUGCCCUGUUGGGCAAGGUGACCAGGAUUGGCUUCAGAUGGUGCAACCAGUAAUCCAGGAACGCAUCGAGAAGUACGCCAAAAGUGAAAUAAGAUUUAACCUCAUGGCUGUUAUCAAGAACAGGAAAGAGAUAUACACAGCUGAACUCAAGGAGCUCCAGAAAAAGAGGGAGCGAAUCUUGCAGCAAAUAACUGCCUUGCAGUCAGACAGACCAGUCGACAAUAGUAAAUUUGAAGCACUAAACAAAUCUCUUUCAGAAGUGAAUUCUGGGAUUGAGGGUGCCACAGAGAAGAUUUUGAUAGAGGAGGAAAAAUUCAAGAAAUGGAGAACUGAAAACAUAAGAAGGAAACACAAUUACAUACCCUUUUUGUUUAACUUCCUCAAGCUUCUUGCUGAAAAGAAGCAAUUGAAGCCCCUUAUUGAGCAAGCAAAACAGAAGAAAGGGGGCACUCGGUGAAUGUGGCGGUAUGUUUAACUGUGAAAAAGGGAAUUUUGGUUUCCUUUUCAGUUAAUGUACCGAAUUGAAAUGAGUUUAAGAUAAUAACUUUUUGAUUGUUGAGAAUAACUUGUGCUGUUUUUACCUUCAUAGUAUUUCAUGCCCCCAGGUUUUGGAUAAUCCUACUAUUGCUCUGUCUUAGGUAACUCCUCCCAACAUGGAAUAGAGACAUGCUUUGAAUUCGUUUUCUUUGUAUGUACACUAAAUUACUUGGGCUCUUCAUAUUGAAUACAUUGAUCUAAGGUAUUAGCCUAA
Messenger RNA from Humulus lupulus (European hop), 1594 nucleotides. RefSeq names its product ubiquitin carboxyl-terminal hydrolase 2-like. The transcript has 6 exons. The coding region runs from base 296 to 1300 and encodes 334 amino acids. Gene Ontology annotation, cellular component: cytoplasm. NCBI's taxonomy places the organism in Eukaryota, Viridiplantae, Streptophyta, Magnoliopsida, Rosales, Cannabaceae. Gene Ontology annotation, biological process: ubiquitin-dependent protein catabolic process; protein deubiquitination. The record is from RefSeq and is a predicted model, not a curated record. Gene Ontology annotation, molecular function: cysteine-type deubiquitinase activity.